GGUGAGAGUUUUGGCCCGCAGAGUGCCAUGACCGCAGAGGCAUCAUUUUCUGUUCAAGAUGUCCUCGAGAACAGCAUUUACUACUUCCAAAGCGUCCACGAAAACAUCGAGCCGACGAGCGAUGUCUUCAGCUUUUACAUGAGCGACGGCUUCAGCCGGUCUGAGGUGCAGAGCAUGAACAUCACCAUUCAGCGGCAGAACGACGAGCCCCCAAAAAUGGUGCUGGAGCCCGUCCGGGUGCACGAGGGCUCCACUGUGGUGGUCACCAACGCCUCCCUCAGCCUGCAGGACCUGGAUACCCACAAUAGUGAGCUUGUCAUCGUGGUUACCAAAAGUCCUGACCAUGGUCAUCUCCGCAGGAGGCAGACCGCUGCGGAGCCCCCGGAGCACGGCCAUGUGCUGUCCACGGGCUCGUCCUUCACCUACCAGGACGUUUUGGACGAGCUGAUCGUUUACACUCAGAGCGGCGCGGCGGCACAGACAGAUGAGUUUGGCUUCUCCAUCACGGAUGGUCUCUACUCGCAGGCAGGGAGGCUGGAGUUUGCCAUGGAGCGGCCAAAGCAGCAGUCACCCACCUUAGCUGUCAACAGGGGCCUGCAGCUCAUCGCUGGCUCUGCAGCACGCCUCACAGAUCAGCACUUGAAAGCUGUUUAUUCAGACGACGCGGCGAUCAGAUUCAUCAUGAAGAGGGAUCCCAGCGUGGGCCGUCUGCAGUUGGCCAGAAUUGAUCAUCCAGCCCAGGUCUCUGUCAAAGGACCCGUCAAAAGCUUCACCCAGGCUGACAUAAAUAAAGGGCAAGUGGUGUACAGCCACAGGAAAGGGGAUCCCGGCGGAAAUUUCGCCUUCACCUUUGAUGUGAUCGAUGGCGACGGCAACAAACUGACGGACCAGUAUUUUCGUAUUCAUGUAUCAGAGGACAGAUUUCCCCCCUCCAUCGUCGCUAACAAGGGGCUGGUCCUGGAUGAGAACUCGGCAAAGACCAUCACAACCCUGCAGCUCUCUGCCACCGACCAGGACAGCGAGGUGCCCCAGCUCCAGUACAAGCUCACCAGGCAGCCACAGCUGGGACAUCUGGAGCAUGUGGCCUCCCCAGGGACCAGAAUCAGUUCUUUCAGCCAGGCAGACCUGGACUCCCGCAGCAUCCAGUACGUCCACACCAGUGACACUGAGAAGCACAGGGAUGCGUUCACCUUUUCUGUGUCUGAUGGAACGAACGAGGUGAGCCAGACGUUCGACAUCACCAUAAACCCAGUGGAUGACUCCUUGCCCGUAGUGCAGAGCCUUGGGAUGAGGGUUCAGGAAGGGGUGAGAAAAACCAUCACGGAGUUUGAGCUUAAAGCAAGAGACGACGACACAGAGGCUGAGGCAAUAACGUUCACAGUCGUGCAGCCCCCCCGGCACGGCCUGAUCGAACGCAGCAGCCACGGGCAGCGCUACCACCAAGCCAGCACCUUCACCAUGGACGACAUCUACCAGAACCGCAUCAGCUACAGCCACGAUGGUAGCAGCUCGCUGAAGGAUCGCUUCACUUUCACCGUGAGCGAUGGAACCAAUCCCUUCUUCGUUGUGGAGGAUGGGGGGAAGGAGGUUGUGACAGCAGCACCGCAGCAGUUCAAAGUGGACGUUCUCCCUGUGGACGAUGGGACACCCAGGGUCGUCACCAAUCUGGGUUUGCAGUGGCUGGAGUACAUCAAUGGCAAGGCAACCAAUCUCAUCACGAAGAAGGAAUUACUGACGACAGACCCCGACACAGAUGACAAACAGCUGAUCUACGAGAUAACAACCGGUCCCAGAAAUGGUUACGUGGAGAACAAGCUGAAACCUGGGACAACUGUGACCACCUUUACCCAGGAGGAUGUGAACCAGGGCCUCAUUCGCUACGUGAUGCAUGAGGAGAAGGUUCAAGAGACCACGGACAGCUUUCAGUUCCUGGUGAAGGACAGCAAACCCAAUGUGGUCAGCGGCAACAUCUUCCACGUCCGGUGGUCUCUCCUCAGCUUUACGGACACCAGCUACAACGUUAGAGAGAGCGCGGGCUCUGUGAGCAUCACCGUGAGGCGGCACGGCAACCUCAACCAGUACACGAUUGUCCUGUGCCGCACGGAGCAGGGAACGGCCACCUCCAGCUCCGCUUCCCUGCCAGGACAGCAGGACUACGUGGAGUACGCGGGGCAGGUGCAGUUUGAGGAGCGGGAGGACACCAAGGCCUGCACCAUCACCAUCAACGACGACGCCGUCUUUGAGAGCGCGGAGAGCUUCGCCGUGGAGCUCAGCAUGCCGGCCUACGCCCUGCUGGGGAACGUCACCCGCGCCACCGUCACCAUCGCCGACCCCGAGGACGAGCCCACCCUGCAGUUCGACAGGAAGACCUACCACGUCAGCGAGGACGCCAGGGUCCUCUCCGCUCCCGUGGAGAGGAAAGGGGACACCAGCAGCACCGUGUCCGCCAUCUGCUACACUGUCCCCAAAUCAGCCAGGGGAAGCAGCCUUUAUAUGCUGGAAUCCGGCUCCGACUUCAAGUCCCGGGGGAUGACGGAUGACAGCCGCGUUGUUUUUGGACCGGGCGCCACCACGGCGACGUGCGACGUGACGCUGAUCGAUGACAGCGAAUACGAAGAGGAAGAGGAGUUUGAGAUCGUGUUGGCCGAUGCCUCCCGGAACGCACGCAUCGGCAGCCGGGCUUCGGCCAGCGUCUUCAUCGGGGGCCCCAACGACGCCUCUACGGUGGCCCUGGGAAAUGCGACGUUCACGGUCAGCGAGGCUGCAGGAAACGUUGAAAUUCCAGUCCUCCGGCAGGGACCUGAUCUCUCAACCCCCAUCUCGGUGUGGUGCGCCACUCGGACGUCAGACCCUCCAUCGGCCAGCCCUGGUAUCGAUUACGUCCCCAGCUCCAAAAAAAUAGAGUUCAGGCCAGGCAAGACAGCAGAGUUCUGCACUCUGACCAUCCUGGACGAUGCUCAGUACCCGGUGAUAGAAGGACUGGAGACCUUUGUGGUUUACCUCAGCUCACCCCACGGAGCUGAGCUGACAAAGCCCUUCCAAGCCAUCGUGGCCAUUAAUGACAUCUUCCAAGAUGUGCCUAGCAUGCAGUUCACCAAGGACACGUACACGGUGAAGGAGAAGGAAGGUGCUCUGCACAUCCCCAUCUUCCGCACCGGGGACCUGAGCUACGAGUCCUCGGUCAGGUGCUACACAAGGAGCCAGACAGCAGAGGUCAUGGAGGACUUUGCAGAGAGGAGAAACGCAGAGGAGUCCCGCAUCACCUUCUUAAAAGGGGAGAAGGUGAAGAACUGCAGUGUUUAUAUCAGCGAUGAUUCUGCCUUUGAAGCAGAAGAGCAGUUCCAGGUCUAUCUUGGUAGCCCACUUGGAAACCAUUGGAGCGGAGCUCGGAUUGGGAAGCUGGACGUGGCCACCAUCACCAUCACCAACGACGAAGAUGCUCCCACCAUUGAGUUUGAAGAAGCUGCGUACCAAGUGCGGGAGCCGCCUGGCCCGGAGGGCAUCGCUGUUUUAAAUAUCAAGGUGGUGCGGAGAGGGGAUCAGAACAGGACCUCCAAGGUCCGCUGCAGCACCCGCGAUGGCUCGGCUCAGGCCGGAGUCGAUUACUACCCCAAGAGUCGGAUGCUCAAGUUCAGCCCAGGCGUGAACCACAUCAUGUUUAAAGUGGAGAUCAUGUCCAACGAGGACCGGGAGUGGCACGAGUCCUUCUCCCUGGUGCUGGGCCCCGAUGACCCGGUGGAAGCUGUUCUUGGAGACACCAGCACGGCAACAGUGACCAUUUUGGAUCAGGAGGCAGCAGGGAGCCUGAUUCUCCCAGCACCUCCCGUGGUCGUCACCCUGGCAGAUUACGACCGCGUGGAAGAAGUGACCAAGGCCGGUGCUAAGAAAUCCCCUUCCCCAGGUUACCCGCUCAUCUGCGUCACUCCCUGCGACCCUCACUUCCCCAAACACGCGGUCAUGAAGGAGCGCUGCAGCGAGGCGGGGAUCAACCAGUCCUCCAUACACUUCAGCUGGGAAGUGGCAACGCCCACGGAUGGGAACGGGGCCAGGUCUCCUUUUGAGACCAUCACCGACAAAACGCCGUUCACUAGCGUCAACCAUAAGGUGCUGGACAGCAUUUACUUCAGCCGGCGGUUCCACGUGCGCUGCGUGGCCAAGGCGGUGGACAAGGCCGGCCACGUGGGGACCCCCCUGAGGAGCAACGUGGUCACCAUAGGCACUGACAGCGCCAUUUGUCACACCCCGGUGGUGGCGGGGACGGCCCGGGGCUUCCAGGCGCAGUCGUUCAUCGCCACUCUGAAGUACCUGGAUGUCAAGCACAAGGAGCAUCCCAACAGAAUCCACAUCUCAGUGCAGAUCCCCCACCAGGAUGGCAUGCUGCCCCUCAUCUCCACCCUGCCGCUGCACAACCUGCAUUUCCUCCUCUCCGAGUCCAUCUACAGGCACCAGCACGUCUGCUCCAACCUGGUCACCAUCGGAGACCUCAGGGGCAUCUCAGAGGCAGGGUUUCUGGAUGAGGUGACCUACGACAGCAUCGUUCUGGGUCCCGGCUACGACCGCCCGUACCAGUUCGACCCUGCAGUGAGAGAGCCAAAAACAAUCCAGCUCUACAAGCACCUCAACCUCAAGAGCUGCAUUUGGACCUUCGACGCCUAUUACGACAUGACCGAGUUAAUCGAUGUCUGCGGAGGCUCUGUCACCGCUGACUUCCAGGUCCGGGACUCUGCCCAGUCCUUCCUGACAGUCCACGUCCCACUCUACGUCUCCUAUAUUUACGUGACGGCGCCGAGAGGUUGGGCUUCUCUGGAGCAUCACACGGAGAUGGAGUUCUCCUUUUUCUACGACACUGUGCUCUGGAGGACGGGGAUUCAGACAGACAGCGUCCUCUCAGCCCGACUGCAGAUCAUCAGGAUCUACAUCCGUGAGGACGGGCGGCUGGUGAUCGAGUUCAAGACGCAGGCCAAGUUCCGAGGGCUUUUUGUCAUGGAGCACCACAGCCUGCCCGAUGUCAGAUCUUUCCUGAUGACUCCAGAGCACCUGGGAGGCAUCGAGUUUGACCUGCAGCUGCUGUGGAGCGCUCAGACUUUCGACUCGCCCUACCAGCUCUGGAGGGCCACCAGCUCCUACAACAGGAAGGACUACUCAGGAGAAUACAGCAUCUUCCUCAUCCCCUGCACCGUGCAGCCCACGCAGCCCUGGGUAGAGCCUGGAGACAAACCCCUGCCUUGCACGGCCCAUGCUCCGGAGCGCUUUCUGAUCCCGAUUGCCUUCCAGCAGACGAACCGCCCGGUCCCCGUCGUCUACUCCCUCAACACCGAGUUCCAGCUCUGCAACAACGAGAAGGUGUUUCUGAUGGACCCCACCAAAGCCGAGAUUUCCCUGGCAGAAAUGGAUUACAAAGGCGCUUUUUCCAAGGGGCAGAUCCUGUACGGCCGCGUGCUCUGGAACCCCGAGCAAAACCUCAACGCCGCGUACAAGCUGCAGCUGGAGAAGGUCUACCUGUGCACGGGCAGGGACGGCUACGUCCCUUUCUUCGACCCCACGGGCACCGUCUACAACGAGGGGCCCCAGUACGGCUGCAUCCAACCCAACAAGCACCUGAAGCACCGGUUUCUCCUCCUGGACCGAAACCAGCCCGAGGUGACAGAUAAGUAUUUCCACGAUGUGCCUUUCGACGCCCACUUCGCCUCCGAGCUCUCCGAGUUUCACUCAGUCAGCAGCAUGCCCGGCGUCGAUGGAUUUACCCUCAAGGUGGAUGCUCUCUACAAGGUGGAAGCCGGACACCAGUGGUACCUUCAGGUCAUCUACGUCAUCGGCCCCGACAACGAAGGCGACAAGCGGAAGAAUGGCACCAACAUGAAGUCGCUGUUUUUGGAGAGGGAGGAAGCCGCCGUCGCCGCCUCCUUAUCCCAAACCGGCGCUUCCCUGGGCAGCGCCUUCGCCGCCGCCGCCCUCCUCCUGCUGCUGUUUUCGGGGCUUUGCCUCCUGGCCAGGAAGUGCCGAAAGCUGCGGAGGAAGCGGGAGGCCAGCAGCGCCGCCCCGGAGGAGCAUCCCCUCAACACCAAGGUGGAGCUGCCGCGGGGCGCCCCGAGGGGCGCGGACAGCCGGUACUGCACCGUCAGGAACGUCAACGUUUUGGGGGGGAUGGGGGACGCCGACCGGGGCAAGGGCUGGAAAGUGAAGCAGGUGAACUUGGAAGUCAAAGUCCGCAACGAUUUGCACGACGGGACGGAGGUUUGA
Molecule: messenger RNA, 6240 nt
Organism: Mesitornis unicolor (brown roatelo)
Lineage: Eukaryota; Metazoa; Chordata; Aves; Mesitornithiformes; Mesitornithidae
Gene: FRAS1
Product: Fraser extracellular matrix complex subunit 1
Exons: 34
Biological process (GO): cell communication
Cellular component (GO): membrane
Source: RefSeq, a predicted model, not a curated record